GAAUAAAUCGAAAUAAUAGCUGUUGCUGCAUAAGUAAGAUAUGAGAUUUUACACGAGUUCCUUACAGUAACAUAUCUAGCUACUUACACUUACGGAUAAUGUAAAAUAAAAAAACAAUCUGAUCACAUAUGCACCUGCAUGGCUUAUCAAGUAUCCAGGCAAACUAUUGAGCAAACCAUAUAGUAUGAAGAAUCCGAGUCAGAGUAUAUAAGAGUCUAGAAAACUGCUCCAAGUACACGCAGUAGUUGGAUAGGUGCACGAAUUUUUAAAUAUAUUCAAGAUACGGAGCUCAACAAUGCUACUCAAAUACAUCGUUAUAAUUGGCUUAGUUGUUUCGAGCCAAGCUGCCCAGUUGUCCUUAAACCAAGUACUGGCUCUUGCAGAAGCAGAAAAUCUUGAUUCCGUACCUCAGUAUAGCUUUAGCUACAGUGUAGCUGAUGGAUUGACAGGUGAUAAUAAAGCACAAGAAGAGACUCGCCAAGGGGAUGUAGUACAAGGCAGCUAUAGCCUAAUUGAACCCGAUGGUUCGAAGCGCACAGUGACAUACAUAGCUGACCCAAUCAACGGCUUCAACGCCGUUGUACAGAAAGAUCCACGAUUAAGUGUCAAUAGAGCAGUGUCACCUUUGCCAGUACUCGAAAAUACGAUCGAAGACGUCAACAGAGGCAAUGUUAAUAGUCUCAUCGUUCAGUCAGAUUCUCGAUUUGAUCAAUUAAUUAGGCCACGGUUGAUUGCCGAGGCAGAGCAGCAGCAGCAGCAGCAGCAGCAGCAACAGCAGCAACAGCAGCAACAGCAGCAGCAGCAGCAACAGCAACAGCAGCAGCAGGCCGACAUCGAACGGCUGCUGAACUUAAACAUUCAUGCUACCCAAAGAAAGCAGCUACUUGAACGCGAGCUUCAGAAAAAGGAACAGCGAGAACGAGAUGAGAGUGUUGUGCGCUCGAACUUAGCCUCGAUUCAAAAACAGCUACAGCAACGUGAACAGCAAGCCCAACUUGAUGAAAUUCUUAACUCAAACCUAGUUCGUCGUGUCCAACAGCAACAACAAGUGAGACCAGUCUUGGUAACAGCUAGUCAAGUUGAGCAGUACUUGCGACCAGCUUUGCUUAACACUCAGCAAGAACGCGUUCUACGUCCAUUUAUUUCAUCCAGCAACGUUGCGAGACCAACUUUGGUGUCAUCCCAGCUCAUAGACUCUCAGAGACUCUUGGCCAAUUCCAUUAUUGGACAAAACAAAAUUUCGAAUGAACAACGUCUCCGAUCUUCGGCCUUGCUUCCGACUUCUACGGUCUCAUCGGCUAAUCUCAUUUCCGUUCAUCGUAACCGCUUAAUACAGAAUGUCAAUAGUCUUCCUGCAUCUUUACUUCGAGCAAUAAAUACUGUCAAUGGUCCAUUGUCCAAUGUUCCAGAUAAUGUCAACAAAAAUUCAGUUUCUCUCGACUUGGAAAUCGACAAUCGUCAAGUAAAAUCUAAUUUGGACCAACAGCGCGCUAUUAAUAAUUCUCCACUGGUUCAGUAGCAUUAAUUUUAAAAUAAUGAAUAAACUUUAAUAACCACCAAAGUAUAAAUUUAUUAAAUAAAGUAAAAUCACUUUUGCAUUUUGAACACGAGUAUAUUAAAACAAGUUUUUAUGCGGCUAGAAGCGUGGCAAGACAUAUAUUUACUACAUUCAUUAUUAAUUAAUUGUAUUUUA
Messenger RNA from Trichogramma pretiosum, 1693 nucleotides. RefSeq names its product bromodomain-containing protein DDB_G0280777-like. The transcript has 4 exons. The coding region runs from base 296 to 1519 and encodes 407 amino acids. The record is from RefSeq and is a predicted model, not a curated record. NCBI's taxonomy places the organism in Eukaryota, Metazoa, Arthropoda, Insecta, Hymenoptera, Trichogrammatidae. Gene Ontology annotation, cellular component: extracellular matrix.